Molecule: messenger RNA, 294 nt
Organism: Xyrichtys novacula (pearly razorfish)
Lineage: Eukaryota; Metazoa; Chordata; Actinopteri; Labriformes; Labridae
Source: the annotation of a GenBank genome assembly
AUGUUUGCGGGCCGAGCAGGUGCGGCUGUGGGGUCGGCGGCGUCAGGAGGAAAGGGCGGGAAGUUCUCGGUGGAGGAGCUGUACGGGUUCAACAAGAAACCCAAAGUGAACAGAGGGAAUCCUGGGAAAACCGAGCGAGGAGACGUGAAGAAAGACGCCAAGGAGAAGGAGGAGUCCAUGCUGGCGUCUCAGAUCCUGGAGGCGGCGAGACGGCUGAUGGAGAGACGGCGGCUGGAGAUCUACCUGAGGGAGUGUGACAUCACCAUGGACCAGGGCAACAUGCCCUACAGGUGA